Mercenaria mercenaria is the source of this 2008-nucleotide messenger RNA. RefSeq names its product glycine receptor subunit alpha-1-like. The coding region runs from base 191 to 1576 and encodes 461 amino acids. Gene Ontology annotation, cellular component: synapse; membrane; neuron projection. Gene Ontology annotation, molecular function: neurotransmitter receptor activity; extracellular ligand-gated monoatomic ion channel activity; chloride channel activity. The record is from RefSeq and is a predicted model, not a curated record. Gene Ontology annotation, biological process: chemical synaptic transmission; nervous system process; chloride transmembrane transport. Lineage: Eukaryota; Metazoa; Mollusca; Bivalvia; Venerida; Veneridae. The transcript is spliced from 12 exons.
UAGCUGCAGGUCGAGUGAGUCAUUUUCUGUGUUGUCAAAAACAUACCUAUUCCUGUCGAGAUUGCAUGAAAAUGUGCCCGGUGUCCUAAGGAUAUAUUUAGUCCACCGGAACUGUGCAACUACUUGUGUUUCGGAGGCGGCAUAUCGUGUUUCAAACGUUUUUCAGUUCCGUUUUUUACCUUACAGCGAGAUGGCCGAAUGGUUUCUGCUAGUUUUACCUGCGGCAAUGUAUAUGGUUCCACUGACAGAGACGAGAUCUAUCUACCCAAACACGAAUAAAGAAAAUAUAACAAAAUAUGAAUUACUACAGUAUUUGCUAAACGAGUCGAGGUAUGAUGCUAGUGUGCCACCAAAUUAUUACUCAGGAAAAGCAACAGACGUUUCAGUACAAAUUGAAAUUAACGAUUUGAGUUCUGAAAACGAACACAGUAUGGAGUUCGACAGUACGUUGUUUAUAAGACUGCAUUGGAGAGAUGUUCGCUUAGAUUACUCUGGUUUAGCAGAUUUUGACGUCCUUAAGGUCAGUGGGUCUUACAUCAGUAGAGUGUGGAUACCUGAUAUAUUCUUUGAUCAUGACCGGAGCGCAGAAUUUCUUGGUUUCAUAGCAAAGAAUGAAUUGAUAUAUAUUGGAAUGAAUGGAAGUAUACAGUUCAGCGGAAGAAUAACGAUGAAAACACGAUGCAACAUGGACUUGGAAUAUUAUCCAUAUGAUACACAUGUUUGCCAAAUAAUACUUCAAAGUUUCACUUACACAGAAGAUGACGUUAUGCUGAACUGGAAGAAGACAGAUCCAGUUCUGAUCCAAAGUGACCAUUUGGAAGAUGUUCCUUCCUGGAGAAACAGUACAAUUCACAUAGGAACAAUAGGAAAUUUUUCGUCACUUCGUACUGGAAUUCGACUACUGAGGAAAACGUCAUCGUUUAAUGUUCUUUACAUUGGUCCACCAAUAGUGCUUGUUGUAAUUGCAAUGCUUUCGUUUACCUUUGGUGAUAACAUAACCCCUCGGGUAGCAAUUUGUGGCGCUGCUAUGACAACCAUUAUAAUGCACUGGGCCGGAAUAUACAACAAACUUCAGCCAGCUUCAGCGCUGACAAUGCUUGAUGUGUGGAUGCUGGGAAAUCUUUGCUGCAUCGGAUUGAUCAUACUUGUGAAUUCAUGCAUUCAUCACUAUGAACACCCGACUGAAAAAAGAUUUAAGAAAUUAAUGAAACAAACCAUAUCCAAACAACUUCGUGAACAAAUAGACAGUGGCCAAGAUCCUACAUGGGAUAAUGUGAAGCCAUUAGGAAUUGACGGAUACAACCUUGAAGAUGGCAAUAAUUUCAGCUGGACAGUUGAUCCACGUUUCUACGCUGUGCCAGACGAUAAACUUCGUGAAAAAUAUUUUAUCGAGUAUAUAAAGUGUUUGAGGAAAGAAAAGGACAUAUUCUGGAAGAAAUGUUUUGAGCACUAUCCACGAAAACUCAAACACACGGUCUCAUCGGAUGUUAUUGCUUUCUUCAGUUUUGCCGCAUUCUAUAUCUGCUGUGUGUCCGGAUUUAUUUGUGUAAUUUGGGUAAAAGGAGAUAAAACAUAAAUGCAAAUGCAUAAUGUUGAAAAAUGUCGAUCUUCUUAAAACAAAACUUUAUAGAUUGUACUGGUAAUGAUGUUACUACAAAUGCCUAAAUAUUGGCUGAAACAUAUUCACGGAUAAACAUCAUUUACACAAAUGGAAAUUACAUGCUUUCGCAACUAAGGUGCUUAACGUAUAUGCAGAAUUAAACAUAACAGAUUGAAAAAGCAUAAUAAAAUGUAUCAGUGCAUUUCUGAAGUUGAUAAAAAGGCUCGUUACUGACAUUUUCAGUUCAUCUACAAGUUAAAAGAGGGAUCAAAAACGAAUCCGACACAUGUAACGUUUUCAUCACAAAUGAUCGUCCAAGACAGCAGAAUAUCAUAUCGGACCAUCGGUUGCUUGUUUGUGAAAUGUUAAAAUUGCAUGGUGAAACGUAUAUUUGAAAACUGGAAUGUU